UCAAUUGCAUGUGAGGCCCAUUUAUUUUCUUUCGUUUUUACUUUAUGUAAUCUUCUUUUACAUUCAUUUAACAUUCAUAUCUAUAUCUAUCCCCUCCCUCCCUAUAUAUAUAACAGUCCGUCCACCCUCUCUCUUCGUCUCACUUUCACAAUCUGUACCAUCCUACCUCGUAACAUAGUAUAAAUAUAUACAUACACAUUAUAUAUAUAUAAUACAUAUAUGGCUCCUGCGGGCGACAACGUUGUAGUUUCUAAAAUGAAGCUGGAAAGGAUGCUGAGCAUGAAAGGAGGGAGAGGGGAAGCUAGCUAUGUUAACAACUCUCAGGCUCAGGCUCAGCAUGCUCGAUCAAUGCUCCAUCUCCUGAGAGAAACCCUGGACGGCGUCCGUCUGCAGACCCCGCCGGACUUUCCCUUCGUGGUGGCCGACCUCGGCUGCUCCUGUGGCAGCAACACCAUUUACAUGGUGGACGUCAUCAUCCAACACAUGACUAAGCGCUACGAGGCGGCGGGCUGCGACCCGCCCGAAUUCUCAGCCUUCUUCUCCGAUCUACCUUCAAAUGACUUUAACACCCUCUUCCAGCUCCUCCCUCCCUACGGCGGAGUCAGCAUGGAGGAGUGCCUGGCUUCCAACAGCCACCGCUCUUACUUCGCCGCCGGAGUUCCAGGUUCCUUUUACUAUCGACUUUUCCCGGCCAAGUCCGUUGAUGUGUUCUACUCCGCGUUUUCCUUGCACUGGCUGUCUCAGGUUCCUGAUGUGGUGUUGGACAAGAGAUCGACGGCAUACAACAGGGGAAGAAUAUUUAUUCACGGGGCAAGCGAGAGCACCGCAAAUGCAUACAAGAAACAAUUCCAGAGUGAUUUGGCUGGAUUCCUGAGAUCAAGAUCCAAAGAAAUGAAGAGUGGAGGGUCCAUGUUCUUGGUUUGCUUAGGUCGGACUUGUUCCGACCCGACCGACCAGGGCGGGGCUGGGUUUCUCUUUGGGACCCAUUUUCAGGAUGCUUGGGAUGAUCUAGUCCAGGAGGGUCUAAUCACUAGUGAAAAACGUGACAACUUCAACAUCCCAAUCUACGCACCGAGCCUAGAGGACUUCAAGGAGGUGGUGGAGGCCGACGGUUCAUUCAUCGUCAACAAGCUGGAAGUUUUCAGAGGUGGAAGCCCUCUGGUGGUGAACCACCCGGACGAUGCAGCUGAGAUAGGCCGCGUGCUGGCCAACAGUUGUCGUAGUGUUAGCGGUGUCCUAGUUGAUGCACACAUAGGUGAUCAACUGAGCGACGAGCUCUUCUCGCGUGUGGCGAUGCGAGCCACAAGCCGUGCCAAGGAGCUACUAGAGCAGCUUCAGUUCUUUCACAUUGUUGCAUCCCUUUCUUUAGCUUAGUGAACAACAAUUAAAGACCCCCCUUGCAAGAUUAUUGAUGUUUAUAGAAAAGAUGAAACUAAGGGGAAAUUGUUUGACUAUGUGUUGGUAUAAUUAGUACUCUUGUAUUGUGGUUUAAGAACUAAUGUGUGUUAUUAGCGACUGUUUAUAUGCAAAUUUUAUGGAUAGAAUUGAGUUCGGAGUAC
Messenger RNA from Sesamum indicum (sesame), 1559 nucleotides. It is a transcript of the gene IAMT1, whose product is annotated as IAA carboxylmethyltransferase 1. Gene Ontology annotation, molecular function: methyltransferase activity. The record is from RefSeq and is a predicted model, not a curated record. Lineage: Eukaryota; Viridiplantae; Streptophyta; Magnoliopsida; Lamiales; Pedaliaceae.